This is a messenger RNA of Chenopodium quinoa (quinoa), 1848 nucleotides long. RefSeq names its product protein FAR1-RELATED SEQUENCE 5-like. The transcript is spliced from 3 exons. The record is from RefSeq and is a predicted model, not a curated record. Gene Ontology annotation, biological process: regulation of DNA-templated transcription. NCBI's taxonomy places the organism in Eukaryota, Viridiplantae, Streptophyta, Magnoliopsida, Caryophyllales, Amaranthaceae. Bases 1 to 1848 code for a protein of 615 amino acids.
AUGUCUGAAAGCAUAGAACAUUGUUCUUUUUCUGUCACUACUGAAGAUAACAAUGUAAGAAUUUUUAAAACACCCACUCAGCCUUUGCUUCCUAAAAUAUAUUAUAAUUCUGGAGGUGAUAAAGAGUAUAUGCCAUGUUCUUCUGAAAACAAACCUUUUGUUGGAAUGAUAUUUGAUACCCUUCAAGAUGGUAUUUCCUUUUAUUACAAAUAUGCUAAUGAGUGUGGAUUUAAAGUUCGUUCUAGUACUACUAAAUCACAUAAGAAUAAGAAUGAUCCUACUGGGGUUGUUAUGUCUUAUAGGAUCAUGAAAGAACUUUGUGGUGGGUUUCAAAAUGUCAGGGGCAGUAAAAAUGAUUUCAAAAAUUUUUCUAGGGACUUGAAAGUUUAUAUCUCUCAUGCUGAUGGUGCAAUGUUUGUUCAGAAUCUUGAACAAAAAGUGAAAACCAGUAAAGGGAUUUAUUAUUUUGAUUACUGUGUUGAUGAAAGUAGGCAUUUAACCCGUGUCUUUUGGGCUGAUGCUAUUGGUAGAAGAGAUUAUCAAUUAUUUGGGGACUCUUUAUCUUUUGAUUCUACCUAUGAUACAAAUAAAUAUUCAUUGGUUUUCUGUCCUUUUACUUGUGUUGAUAAUCACAAGAGAUGUGUUACAUUUUGUGUUGCUCUAUUAUCUAAAGAAGACAUAGAUUCUUUUGUGUGGCUAUUUGAAACUUUUUUGAAGUGUAUGGGAGGAGAACCCUCUUGUAUUAUCACUGAUCAAGAUCCUGCAAUGGGUAUUGCCAUAGAAAAGGUUUUUACCAAGACUAAACAUAGGUUAUGUAUGUGUCACAUAAUGAGGAAGGUACCUAAAAAGGUUGGAACUGCUUUUUGUAAUGAAACUGAUUUCCUGAAAAAGCUAAGUGCAGUAGUUUGGGAUAGAGAGAUUGAUCCUCAUGUAUUUAUUGAUGGCUGGAAUAGUGUUAUGGAGGAGUUUAACCUUGUUGAUCAUGAGUGGUUUGCAUACAUGUUCAAGAUUAAACAUUUUUGGAUUCCUGCAUAUUUUAGGGACCUAUUUAUGGGUGGGUUACUGCGUUCUACAUCUAGGUCUGAAGGUGAAAACAAUUUCUUUUGUAAUUUUACAAACCCUCAUAUGACCUGUGUUGAAUUCUUUGUCCGUUAUGAAACUGCUCUUGAUGCUCAAAGGCAUGAUCAGGAUGAGUUGUACAGGCUUAAUAAACUUGAGCCUCAAUUGGUCACUAAUUUACACUUGGAAAAGCAUGCUGCUGUUGUUUAUACUCGUUCAAUAUUUUAUGAUUUUCAAGAAGAAUGUCAGGAAGCCUGUUUUCAUGUGGUGUUGAAAGUUGUAGUUCUCUGCAAGUGUAUACGAGAAAUUCCUGAUGCUUAUAUCUUGAGUCGUUGGAGAAAAGAUGUUCUGAAGAAAGCUUUUGUCAUAGAUGUUGCUCUGGAUGAUGCUUCUAAGUAUGAUAAGAAGAAGCAAUUGGUCGGUGAUGUAUGGUCCAAGAUUUUCAGUUGUGUGAGUUUAACUGAUCAAUCUGAGGAUGAUUUAUCUGAGCUUAUUAGGACAUUAUCUUCAUUUGAGGAGCAGAUGAUAUUAAAGAAUAAUCCUAAAAAUGCACCUAGUUCAAAAGAGGUAAAAGAUGCUGAUAUUCAGGUUUUGGUUGGGUCAAAUGAAGUUGAUGUAAAUGUCUUGCCUCCAAAUCAGUGUCUUAAUAAGGGUUCUGCCAGAAGUUCAAAGAGGUUGAAGAGUGCAAAAGAAAUAGGUACUGAAGAAAAAUCUAAAAAAGGUAGAACUUGUAGAGCUUGUGAGCAAUCUGGUGUUUCCCAUGACAAUAGAAACUGUCCAAACAAGUAG